Molecule: messenger RNA, 1731 nt
Organism: Psilocybe cubensis
Lineage: Eukaryota; Fungi; Basidiomycota; Agaricomycetes; Agaricales; Agrocybaceae
Exons: 1
Coding region: 1-1731 (576 amino acids)
Source: RefSeq, a predicted model, not a curated record
AUGUCCCUGCUGCCGAGUCAGAUCUACAAUUUCUUCAAUUCUACCUAUAACUAUCUUUCGCCUCCUCCGUCCCCACAACGCCAGUUAUCUAUUUCCAGGGAGCCCUCAGCCUCAGCCGCCUCAUCCUUGAAGGCACGGUUGGAUGCAGCUUGUCAGUCCCCCACCAGCACCCUUGCCCACCUCUCUCCUACCUCUAUGCGCCGUGAACUCGAUGUCACCAAGCAUGAUCUCGCCAAGGCACAUGCAGACACAAUUAGGCUCGAGGAGCGCUGCAAGAUGCUCGAACGCACUCUGAAGGAAACGAGAGAGCUGCUCCGAUCCAGGGAGGCAGAGCUUGAGAAGGUGCGCAGGGAGCGCGAUAGGGAGAGGGCCAUGGGGGAGCGCAGGCGCAGUGAUGUCGGUCCUCAGUACAGUGCCCACCACGCCCAGGCAAGCAAUUCUAAUCUCUCGCUUGCAUAUCCGCGGAACAGCAGCUCUCUGGACACGCGGAUGUCGUCUGCUGAGCUUGCCCGGCAUAUGCACGGCAACCGCAUGCAUCUCCACCAGGAGGAGAUUCGGCGCACCCCAUCGCCGUCGCGCACGUCCUCAGCCUCCGCAUCGACCUCCACUUCUACUUCCAUUAGUUUAAGUAGUGCAAGCACUGGUAUCAGUAAUGGCAAAAACGGGAAAAUCAAUGGCGUCAGUGGCAAUGCCGAGGAGGAACGUGCCCGACUAAGGAGUGCUGAGACUUAUAUGUCCCGUAUCGAUAAUUGGGACGGUGCCCAGGUCCUUCAAGCUGUGCUUGACAUCAACUCUGAAAUUUUGCAAUUUGCUGCAUCGGCCACAGAGACAUGCAAAUUCUUAUCUUCACCUUCGCCACAGACUCCUAAAUUAGCACAAGCUAUCCAGGAUACCAGCGCUCGGAUUGGACCCAACAUCACCAGCAUCAUAUCAAGUAGAGAGCAUUCACAAGAUCCGUUGCUCGUCCAGCUUGCUCUUCAAGGUUGUCUGUCUCUUUGCAUAGCCAGGGCUCUCAACUCGUUUUGCAUUGGCUUUCCUUCAAAAUCGGAUGCCGUCUUAUCUCAAAUCUAUACCCACAUGCAUUUAACGGAACCACAACCAACAUCUGCUAAAUGGCGAGCGCUAACGCACCAACAUAUUCAUUCAAUAUACCCUACACUCACCGAUUACAGCGUCAACGAACUAAGUGAUACCAUUUUGCGCUGGUGUGCAGAUAUUUUUUUCAUCGCUAAUGGUCACUCUUUUUCGCCGUCUUCACCAACGAUACAAAGUCCUUCAUCAUCUCCACCAAUAUCUAUAUCUCCACCUGUGUCAAUCGUUUCUCAAACUACAUCUGCGCAUCUCCGUGUGUUAUACCUCGACCAAAUUCGACGGAUAUCUCGUGCAGUUUUACGUCUCGCCAGCAUCACUCGGGAGGAGAUCAUGUCAACCUCUUUUGAAGUGACCAUCGCCGAUCCUUCGGGCACCUUUGACGACAGAGAAAUGGUCGAUGCUUUCGGUGAAUACGGCGAGAGUCAUGGUCUUAUUUUGGUCACAAUGGAACUUGGAUUAAAAUGUGUGACGCGAGUUGCUCCUGGACUCGAACUACCGGACUUAUGUGACAACACAGAGGGUCAUGGUGGCAAUAAUGGAAUGCUAUUGAACGGAAAAGAUGGUUCAAUGCUAGAAUCGAGGGUGUUGUUGCAGCCCAAGGUCGUUUUGGAGUCUGUUCUGGAGGUUAUUGAUCGUUGA